Molecule: messenger RNA, 1095 nt
Organism: Penicillium waksmanii
Lineage: Eukaryota; Fungi; Ascomycota; Eurotiomycetes; Eurotiales; Aspergillaceae
Gene: thiA
Product: thiamine thiazole synthase
Exons: 3
Coding region: 1-1095 (364 amino acids)
Biological process (GO): thiamine biosynthetic process
Source: RefSeq, a predicted model, not a curated record
AUGAACAUGCUUUGGUUGGGCACAUUAUCUCUUUGGGAUCAAGGUAUACCAGGUAACUUCUGGGUGCCCAAGUCAAUUUCACGACUUGAUCCCUCUAACCCACAAUGUCUCCCCCCCGCUGCUAUCUUCGAGCCCACCACUGUGCCCACCGGCAUCAAGGGCAAGGUCAUCGUCCCCGAGACGGCUGCUACCACCCUGACCGGCCAAGGCCAGAGCAAGCUCCUCGAUCAGUUCGGCGGCAAGUGGGAUGAGUUCAAGUUCGCCCCUAUCCGCGAGAGCCAGGUCUCCCGUGCCAUGACUCGCCGCUACUUCCAGGAUCUGGACAACUACGCCGAGAGCGAUGUUGUCAUCGUCGGUGCUGGUUCCUGCGGUCUGAGCAGUGCCUACGUCCUUGCCAAGGCUCGUCCCGACCUGAAGAUUGCCAUUGUCGAGGCCUCUGUGUCUCCUGGUGGUGGUGCUUGGCUCGGAGGUCAACUCUUCUCCGCCAUGGUCCUCCGUCGUCCCGCAGACGCUUUCCUGGCUGAACUGGGAGUCCCCUUCGAAGAGGAGCCCAACAACCCCAACUUCGUGGUCGUCAAGCACGCUGCCCUCUUCACCUCGACCCUGCUGUCCAAGGUCCUGUCCUUCCCCAACGUGAAGCUCUUCAAUGCCACCUGCGUCGAGGACCUGAUCACCCGCCCCGAUGGCUCCGACAUCCGCCUCGCCGGUGUCGUCGUCAACUGGACCCUGGUCACCCUGCACCACGACGACCACUCUUGCAUGGACCCCAACACCAUCAACGCCCCCGUCAUCAUCAGUACCACCGGCCACGACGGCCCAUUCGGUGCCUUCUGUGCUAAGCGUCUCGUCUCCAUGAACGCUAUCGACAAGCUCGGCGGCAUGCGCGGUCUCGACAUGAACCUGGCCGAGGACGCUAUCGUCAAGAACACCCGUGAGGUCACCAAGGGUCUUAUUAUCGGUGGAAUGGAGCUGUCCGAGAUCGAUGGCUUCAACCGUAUGGGUCCUACCUUCGGUGCUAUGGUUAUGAGCGGUGUCAAGGCUGCGGAGGAAGCUCUGGCUGUCUUUGACGAGCGUAAGCGCGAGUGUGCUGAGUAA